CCGAACGUGUGAUUAGGUCACGUGGUACUUUUGGAGUCUUCGUGGCGAGGCUUGUUCAGCUGCUCGUCGAAGCGGCUGUCGGACGGUCGCAUCCUUGCGAGUCUGCGUACAAUGUAGCGGCCAUUUUUGUUCUUAGUUCAUAAUAGCGUGCGCAUAUUUAAUGUAUCUAGCGAUAAUCUAGAAAAAGUCACGAUGACUAUUAUAGUCUUUUUAAUAGAUACAUCAGCCUCUAUGAAUCAAAGAGCUUAUUUGGGCGGUCGCCCAACAUUGCUUGACGUAGCGAAGGGCGCUGUGGAAACAUUUGUAAAGGUUCGUCAACGUUCUCCUGAAAGCAGAGGCGAUAGGUAUAUGCUUCUAACUUUCGAAGAGCCACCCGCGAACAUCAAGGCUGGUUGGAAGGAGAACCUAGCUACGUUUAUAAAUGAAUUAAAAAAUUUGCAAUGCCUUGGCCUUACUACAAUGGGUGCUGCCCUAAAACAUGCUUUUGAUGUAUUAAAUAUAAAUAGAAUGCAAACUGGAAUAGAUACCUAUGGACAGGGGAGAUGUCCAUUCUAUCUUGAACCAUCUGUUAUUGUGGUUAUCACAGAUGGAGGAAAAUUAUCAAGCAAUGCAGGCAUUCAGGAAGAGUUUAAUCUCCCAAUGAACUGCCCUAUUCCGGGGUCAGAGUUAACCCGGGAGCCAUUUAGAUGGGACCAAAGACUGUUUUCACUGGUGCUAAGAUUAGCUGGAACCCCAGCAGUGGAGAGAGAUACAGGACUUGUUCCUUCAGACUCAUCACCAAUUGAUGCCAUGUGUGAAGUUACUGGUGGUCGAUCAUAUUGCAUCACAUCACACCGCAUGUUGAUGCAGUGCAUUGACAGCCUAGUGCAGAAAGUACAAAGUGGUGUUGUCAUCAACUUUGAGAAGAUUGGACCUGAUCCUCCGCCUAUUGAUGGUGGAGUCAACAGUCAUGAUCAAAUGGAAGAGGGACAGAAUGAGGAUAAAGAGAUUGAGACAGAUAAUGAUAGAAAUGGGAGAUGGAAUGGGGGUUCCUAUCAAUCCAAUAUAGCACCAAACCAAGCAGCAACACCACAAGCCUGGCACUCUUGCCGUCGUCUCAUCUACGUGCCAAGAACAGUCUCACAAAAGGGUUUCGCUGUCGGAUUUUGGCCUAUACCAGAGUCAUUUCGACCGGACCCAAAUGCACCAACACUUCCACCCAGAUCGGCACAUCCUGUUGUCAAGUUUUCUUGUUCAAGUCAAGAGCCUAUGGUCAUUGAUAAUUUGCCAUUCGAUAAAUAUGAGUUAGAACCCAGCCCGUUGACACAGUUUAUAUUAGCUCGGAAGCAGCCUACUAUCUGCUGGCAGGUGUUUGUUGCAAACAGUGGCUGCAAGAAUGCUGAAGUAAGCCACCCAUUUGGAUAUCUGAAAGCAUCAACGAACCUCACUUGUGUUAAUCUAUUUGUGCUCCCGUAUAACUAUCCAGUGCUGUUACCGUUGCUAGAUGAUCUGUUCAAAGUGCACCGGUGUAAACCAACUCCCGAAUGGAAAAUGGCCUUUCAACAAUAUUUGGAUAGAAUGCCAUCUUACUAUGUCACUCCAUUGCGUAGAGCCUUAACCAAAAUGGGUGCAUCAGCUCCACUUGUUCAAAGUCUGAUUCCGGAGACACAGGAUAAUUGUCUGAGCUUCUCUGUACUGAAUUACUUGAAAAGACUGAAAAACCAAGCCAAGAUUGAAUUUGAAAAGUUGUGUGUGGAUGUUAUCAACAAGGCUUCGAGUAGUAAUAACCAGAAGGUAGCGGAAAGUGUUCGAGUGGUACCAAGGUCACCAUUGAAGAAGGAUUUGACAACGCAUCCGUGUCUCCAAGACAAGUUUACGGCGUUACGAGAUCAGCUCAACGAGUUUGGAGGUUUUGUUGUUGGUUUGUCGAGGGGAAGGCACAAAUCACAAGCGCACACAUACAGGAAUCCUUUUGAUAUACAACGUAGAGACCUUUUGGAUCAGGUCGUCCGAAUGCGUGCGAAUUUCCUCCAGCCAUCUUUAGCGCAUACGCGUCUUGUGGACGAGGACAGUGUACACUCAAUGCCGGUGGCUCAGAUGGGCAACUAUCAAGAAUAUCUGAAGCGAAUGCCUUCACAACUUCGAGAGAUUGAAUCGCAACCGGUCCGACAACAUAUGUUUGGAAAUCCGUUCAAGAUUGAUAAACGUAUGAUGGUUGACGAAGCGGACAUCGAUCCUAUGGGCGCGGUGCGCAGCGCGGCGGGUGGUCCGGGCGGCAAGCGCGGUGUGGAGAGUCCCCGCGUGGGCCCGCCCCGGAGGAAGGCGGGGCCUAUCCCGGCGCACAUCACUGCGCGGCGCCCGUCGUCGCCCGCGCCCGCGUCCCCCGCGUCCCCCGGGUCGCUCGCGCCCCGCGCCGCGUCGCCGCUCGUGCCGCAGCUCGCGCCGCAUCUCGCGCCGCAGCCCGCGUCUCCGUCGCACAGUACGCCGCCCGUGUCGCCGGCGGCGGCGCCGCUCUCUCCCGUCUCGAGGCGCCCUGCGUCGCCUCUAGCGCCUGUACCUUCUGAGUUGCCGUCGGGCAGACCACCUGAGGAGCCACCGAAUGUUGAGUGUGUUGUGACGGCGGGUGUUGGUGCAGCAGGCUCUACAGGGCCGGUCAGUGCUGUAGGAGCCGCCAGCGCCGUCGGAGCAGUGACAGGCGCAGCAAGUGUGGUUGCAGCGUGCGCGACCGUGACGCCCGGACCCGUAGCGCCCCACAAUCUACCGCCUGUUGUCAAACCAUUCCUUAAUGGAGAUGCGUAUACGACGAUGGGUAGCAAGAUGGCGCGGUCGCCGUCUCCCCCGGAGGUGUUCCGUGCCCACUCGCCGGACACGCAGGAGCUGCAGAUCAACGCGAUCCUGCAGGGCGUUGCUGCUGAGAACAUCACCAACGCGAAGAAUAGGAAACGAAAACGAAAGAAUCCUGAUACAUCCUUAUCGACAUUGCUGUCGAUGCCGCAGCCCUCGCGACUGGAGCUCGUGGAGAUCAAGAAGCACAACAUGUCGGUCCGAGCUGAAGUAUACCGAGCCGUGCGCCGCCCUGGGAAAGAUUUUACGACAUUAUUCGAACAUUUAAAACAAUUGAAGGGCAGUGUUGACAUAAAGAAAGAGGUGAUACGUGACGUUAUAAGUGAAUCUUUGAGAUUUAAGCGUAAAGUUCUCGCCAAGUUAUUAGAAGACUUUCUAACCAGCCUCGAGAAGAACGGAAACAGUGCCUCAGUGAACAUGAAGAGAUUAAACAAUUCAUUGUACAGUGUAAAUAAUCAUAGUUAAUGAUCGUCUCGUCAUCAAACAACAUUGUAUAUUUCAUUUCAUUUGUGCUCAAAUGUAAAUUAUUUUCUUUGUCUUCUUCGUGUUUAAUUAUCUAAUAAAAUGUUCAUUUUAAUUAUUUGUCGUCAUUUGACGGGUUGACUCGCCUUUAUAAGGCUGUGAUGUCUAUUAGUUGCGAUAAGGAGUUGUUUGUUGAAUGUUAUCAAAUACUCCGCCUAUGCGAUCUCUACCUUACACUAUUUCGUAGGAUAUUUAACAGGAUUUCUAUAAAAAUGGCCAGCCAUUGAAACAGCCGAUUGGUUCAUAAUAAAACAGUAUAAAGGACUAAAAGCGAUUUAUUUUAUGUUAAAAUAUUCAGUUAAUAUGCAAUUUGAAGAGUAAUUUACUAUCUUAUCUUAUACUUUAAAUAUUAAAGUUAUACAGUAUUAUUUUAUGACCCGGCUGACGAUGUUCUGUUCAUAAUAAAAAAAAUGUUGGUGAAAUUUCGUAAAAUCCGUUCUUAGAUGACCUCUACUCGGCGAAAGCAUUCCUACCAAAUUUCAAGUCUCUGCGCCUUCUGGUUCCUGAGAUAUCUUGACGAGUCAAUAUAUAGGUGGAAAUCUCAUAUAUAUAUAUAUUAAAGAAUUUUUUUUCUAUAAUAACAAAUCCAUGACCUGUAUCAUUUAUUUGCCGAAAGUAAUAAUGAAGUUGUGAAGUUUGUUUAAUGUAAUUUUUUGAUUGAACUUUAAUGAGGUUUUUAUUUGAAUGUUACAAUUAAAAAUUCUAAUUAUUAGGAACUUUUAUUGUUAUGACAGCUUUUCAAGUGGCUGUUCCAUUUUUUAUGAACUCCUUGCAAUAUUAGCAAUGGUCACUAAACAUUUGCCUAAAUGCACGGGAUGUAUGGUUGUUUAAUUGAACUAAACAUGAUUUAUGAAUGAACUUAUUGAUUCAUGAUGUAUUUUCAGUGAUAAAAACAAAUAACGGAUUAUACAUUAAUCUAAUAUAUUUAUCAAUAGCUUUCAAUCAGUGAUGUACUUAUUACAAUGAGUAUAUUGACUGCUUUUAUUUCAAAGAGAAAAUACCUUUUAUCUAUAUCGCAUGGCACUUUCUUUUAAAUCAAUGAGACACAUGCAACAUGCAUGCACAUCAUUUUGAUUAACUCAAAUGUUUGCAAAUGUUUUAUAAAUUGGCAUAUUUAAUAAUGUUCAAUUAUAUGGAAAAAAGGUGCUAGUAGAUAGCUGCUUAUCAUUUUAAUCAGGUGUUAAUUAAUUAAAAUUAACAAUUCAUAACAUCAGACUAAAAGUAUCUCGACAUAAUACCUAGGGCAAGGCUUGGAAACUGAAAGAAAAAUUUAUCUGUUUGUCAUCAUAAAUAAACCGUUUCAGAAUGAACUUUUCUAUUGCAGAGUCCUUUUCAGAGAAUAGUUACAAUAUUAGUGAUAUUUACCAAAGAUUUGUUUAAACAUUACCCAAAAAUAGGAUAGAGUCUACCUUUUGGUAGGUAUAAUCAUCUCAUUUCAAUACUUGUCGAAUAAACUGGUUAAUAAGGGUUAUAGAACAACAACCAUAACAGUUACAAUCCAACUGAAAUAAGUAAAGUUAAAUUUAGAAACCAAUUCCAAGCCUUGACCCAUUGUUAUACCCCGAAUGAAAUUCAUUUAUCUUUCAACGCUAAAGUCUAUGUUUGGGAAAUGUGUCUUUACUCAUGUUAGGUAUAUCAUUGUCUCUGAGUUCGAAAGACUUGCAUAUUCAGACACUCUUUAGUGUACAGACUUAAUAUAUCAUAUAGGUUGUACAUUCUAAUCAUCAUUUGUUACAACUUCAAGUCACACUGGUUUCAUUAUGGGGAAGUAUCGAUAUAAUUGUAGUCAUUACUGAUUUUCUAAAUUACUACAAGGGCUGAAGAGAUGUUACAUUAAAGAUUCAAAGUUCUUUGUUGCUUGUUAAAAAGUUACCAAGUGUAUGCAGAGUUAAACUUUGCAUAUAGUUAUUAGUUAAAAUUGAACCGCUUAGUUCGGGGAGUUAAGUCGAAUAUAUGCAAUAAUUGAAUAAAUAUAAGCAUUUAAUGAGUUACAUUUGAUAAGUUUGUGCCGUGUGCGUUCUAUAGGUAUUAUUUAUAUAGAAGAACUGAGCCUAAGGGAUUUUAAAUCUAGUAAAUAGCUGUAUAUAGUCUGUACAUAAGAAAGUAGUACCAAUGAAAAGUAUAAUUAGCAUGAACGUCAGUACGACCAAUAGUUUAACAAGAUUUCUUAGUCAGACCAAUUUUAGUCUCCUCAAGUAUUUGUUUGUCAAGGAUCAUUCCCAGUAAUUUUUAAAUGGCGGUUUAUUUGGUUUAGUUAAGCUAAUGGUCGUUGUGUCAGUAAUUAUUGUAAAGUGUAAAUAUUAUCAUUUUUAUAAAUAAAUUAUAAUCCUUAUUGGAUGUUUUA
Molecule: messenger RNA, 5689 nt
Organism: Leptidea sinapis
Lineage: Eukaryota; Metazoa; Arthropoda; Insecta; Lepidoptera; Pieridae
Gene: IntS6
Product: integrator complex subunit 6
Exons: 16
Coding region: 193-3288 (1031 amino acids)
Biological process (GO): snRNA 3'-end processing
Cellular component (GO): integrator complex
Source: RefSeq, a predicted model, not a curated record